Messenger RNA from Salvelinus sp. IW2-2015, 3312 nucleotides. It is a transcript of the gene faxca, whose product is annotated as failed axon connections homolog, metaxin like GST domain containing a. NCBI's taxonomy places the organism in Eukaryota, Metazoa, Chordata, Actinopteri, Salmoniformes, Salmonidae. Gene Ontology annotation, cellular component: cytoplasm. The record is from RefSeq and is a predicted model, not a curated record.
UCACUCCUCAUCCGCGRCAGAGAGAGAGAGCGGCGGCGAUCCGCUGCGGAGGAUGCCUACCCCGCUGCGGGGAUAACCGCCAGGCGAGAUGGCCGUUACUUUCUUCCUCGUCACAUCCCGCACCGCGACGACCCCUCGGCACCCAUGAAGCCCCCGUUGAUGAAGCCAAAACCGGCCAAAGCAAGGCGGAAAGAGGCCACUGAGCGAGAGAAUGUACUGGCGCGUCGGGUUCGCCUGGACGCGCUCGUGUGUGGUUGAUCUUGGCCGGAACCAGAGCUUCUCCUUCGGUCUGGGCGGCUCCGAUGAGCAGCUCUCGUUUUAUGGGUACAUCAUCGCCUACCCUCUGCAGGACUACGGCGGGAUCAUGUCGGCCCUUGGGUCUGACUCGUGGUGGCGGAAAACGCUUUAUCUGGCCGGGGGCGCUCUGCUCGCCACCGCUGCCUAUCUAUUGCACGAGCUGCUCGCCAUCAGGAAAGAACAGGAGCUCAACUCUAAAGAUGCCAUCAUCCUUCACCAGUUCUCCAGGCCAAAGAGUGGUGUCCCUUCCCUCUCCCCCUUCUGCCUCAAGAUAGAAACCUACCUACGGAUGGUAGACCUGCCCUACCAGAACUACUUUGAUGGGAAGCUGUCUCCCCAGGGGAAGAUGCCAUGGAUAGAGUACAACCAGGAGCAGGUGUCUGGUACAGAGUUCAUCAUCGACUUCCUGGAGGAGAAGCUGGGCGUGAGCCUCAACAAGAACCUCAGUUCCCAGGAGAAGGCUGUGUCCCGGGCUGUCACUAAGAUGGUGGAGGAACACUUCUACUGGACCAUAGCGUACUGUCAGUGGGUGGACAACCUGGAGGAGACCCAGAAGAUGCUGGCGGUGAGCGGCCCGCUGAGUGACCUACUCAAGUGGAUCCUGAGUCACCUGACCGGCGGCAUCGUGAAGAGAGAGAUGUACGGCCACGGGAUUGGACGGUUCACCAAGGAGGAGGUCUACACUCUGAUGGAGAAAGACAUGCGGACGCUGGCCACCCUGCUCGGUGAUAAGAAGUACCUGAUGGGUCCUAAGCUGUCCAUGGUGGACGCCACUGUGUUCAGCCAUCUAGCCCCUGCCAUGUGGACCCUGCCGGGCACACGGCCAGAGCAGCUCAUCAAAGGCGAGCUGAUCAACCUGGCCAUGUACUGUGAGAGGAUCCGCCGGCGCUUCUGGCCCGAGUGGUUCGUUGAUCUGGAGGACUUCUGUUAUGAUGACACCACAGAGGACGAUGACUCCCUGUCCAAACUCCAGGACCUGGGGCUGUACUCCCGCACAGACACCUUCCAGGAUGAGGCCAGUCCUCCUCACACACACACACACACACACACAAUCUCCCCAGACAGUGACCUCACGGGCCACUCACUCUACGACUCGGACAUGGACACGGAGUGCUCCGAGAUGGAGCAGCUCAAGUGUUGACCGCCAUAUGACUCACACACAACACACACACACCGCCCCCAUACAGUGCCCUCUACCUGUUGAGGAGGGAAUAACUACUGGGGGGCAUUUCUGUUGCCAGUGGCUGUUGUUGCCUGUGCUAAUGAGGGAUGGUAUCAGAGCUUCUACACACAAUGUGCUAGAGGAACAAAAGACUGAAUAUCGAGAUAAAGGAAUAGCAAGAUAGAGAAAAUAAGGGUAAUAUAGCAAUAGAGAAAGAGCCCAAGAGGGAUAGAGAGAGGAAAAGAUCAACCUGAAAGAGAUAAAAGGGAAAGAGAGAGGGAUGGAGAAAAGAGUUGCGAAAGAGAGAUCAGGAGUUAAUGACGCAAUCACUGAGAAACUCCUCCACCUGGGUGACGUCAACACCUGUCGCCCAGKUUCCUGUUGUCGAGUUGCUCUUACCAUGGCAACCGUGUGUGUGUUACCUGUGUUCCCCAAUUGAGCUGCAUUGCCCCAACCAUGUGUGUUUGACAUACUGACCCCCUGACUUGCAUCCUUGCAAAAUAUGAGUCAUUAUAUUGAUAUUAUAUAUGAUAUGUGGGGAACUGUUCAGGCAAGAUGUGAAUGAGUACAGUUCGAUAUGAGUAUAAAUAGUAUAGAUAGCCUGCAAAUUAUAUAUAUUAUCCCAAUGUCAUAUAAUGUAAAUACUCUGUGUGGUUCUUCUGUACAACCUCUCAGUGCUUGUUUGAUAUGACCAAACUUCCUGGUGACCUUCAACUAACCCCUUGUGCUGGUCUAGGUUUUAGGAAUUCUAAUGCAUCUAUUUCUACCCAGAUGACUGACACUUUGCAUCUGCAGUCAGGUCUUAACCCAUCAUUGAGUAUUUCCUCAGUCCUUUGUAGAAUGGUCAUUGAUGUUGAGGGCGAGCUUCAGAUACUGUGGAUUGAGGGGACAUCUCAAUAAUCUAAAGUGGCUUCCUUUCCUCGUCUCCUCUCCUUCAUCUGCACAGAUCUGAAAACAUUGGAUUGGUGAAAGCAAUAUGGUGGAUGCUUACUGGAACUUUAUUCCACUUGUCCAAUUCUUUCACCUCAGAUGAAGAAGAGGAGGAGAGGAGGCUACUUGAGAUCUUUAGUUGUGUGUAUGUACAUUCAGCCAUUGAGAGCGGAUGAAACACCCAUGUAGAAAUAGACUAAAUAGACUAGAUAUACUUGGAGGUGCAUGGCUAAUAGGUGCCAAUGAAAAUCACACUACCCUGCUGGUUAUCUGUUAUCUACGUUUCUACGCUGGCCUGUUUUAAUGUUUAUUGUGAUGCAGUGUGUGUGUGUGUGCCUCAGGCCAGAGAAAGCGCACAAAGAUGCAAUAGAUUGAAAAUAACUGUUAGGCCUUUGCUCAGCCUCUCUGUUCUCAUCAAAUACAUGGCGUGUCUACUCCCCUUUUAGAAUGAAUUGAUUCUAGAAAUAGAAGGAAUAGAAUGGCCAUUGUUACUUAUAGCAUCAAUUCACUCUGUGCUAUGCAUGAAACAACUACUAUAAUCCACAGUGUUGAUUGCCAGUCUUAUUUAAUAGUAGGCUACAGUAUGUGGAAUAGUGAAACAGUCUACUCUAAUCUUUCUAUUUCUAGUGCAUCGCUGAUGUAUGGUGUAUGAUGGUGAGAUGUGGACAUUACAAGUGUUUGUCAUUCAGCAGACGCUUGUGGGUCCUGUGUGCGUGUGUGCGUGUGUGCGUGUAACAGAGGGUGUAGAAUUCUGUCCAUAUGGUGCAUCAAUGAGUCAUCGUACCUCAUGAGUUGAUUUUGAGGCGUAGACCAUUUAUUCAGGCUGGGUGCUUACAGCUGACCCUAUACAGAUACAGACACAGAUACAUACAGAUACAGACACAGAUACAUACACAGAUACAUACACAUAUACAUACACAGAU